UCUAUCAAGAUUUAGAGGAUGUAGAUUGGUGGUAUGCAAUGAACUGAAAUAAACUAAAAUUCGCACUUUUGCAAAGAGAAUUAAUAAUAAAUAGAAGAUAAAAAGCGAAUAAUAAGUUUCAUAUGAAUAUAUACUGAAAAAGCAGACAAGUCAAUGUAAUAAUAGUUUCGUAGUGGUAAAAGUUAUAAAUCAAAUUGAAAUAUUUCAGUGUCUGUGUCAAGGACAUAAUUGAGAAAUUAAUGUUUAUCUCGCGAAGACGCCUCAAGUUUACACCGUGCAUUUUGUUUUUACGCUGAAGAAUGACUACCUCGUCAGAAGAUGUGUUGCUUAGUGUAAACCAUGUGCGUUAUAAAAAGGGCGAUGGAACACUGUAUCUAAUGAAUCAAAGACUAGCCUGGAUGCUUGAGAAUCGAGACACGGUUGCUGUAUCUCAUAAAUAUGCUGAUAUUAAAACUCAAAAAAUAUCUCCUGCUGGUAAACCAAAAGUGCAAUUACAAGUGGUAUUGCAUGAUGGUACUUGUUCAACUUUUCAUUUUGUUAAUUCUGCUGGCGCAGAAGCACAGGCUAAAGACAGGGAUCGAGUCAAGAUGUUGUUACAGAAUCUUCUUCCAAAAUUCAAGAGACAAAUAGAUGGAGAAUUAGAAAUGAAAUCUAGGUUAUUAUCAUUACAUCCUAUUUUGAAGCAUUUAUAUGAAGACUUAGUUAUAUCAAAAGUUAUUAAUAGUGAAGAAUACUGGAAUACACCAACAUUAAAGCACUAUACAGAAUCAACUAAUUUGAAGCAAGAAGCUGGUGUAUCUGGAGCAUUUUUAGCAGAUAUUCAGCCACAAACUGAUGGCUGUAAUGGUCUUAAAUACAAUCUUACACAAGAUAUCAUAGAUGCAAUAUUUAAAACAUACCCGGCUGUGAGAAAGAAACAUAUAGAUUAUGUUCCUAAUAAAAUGACUGAGGCCGAGUUUUGGACUAAGUUUUUUCAAUCACAUUAUUUUCAUAGGGAUCGUAUAGCAUCAUCAUCAAGUAAAGAUCUGUUUGGAGAGUGUGCCAAAAUGGAUGAUCAGGCGAUCGCGUCCGCAAUGAAACACACUACCUUAGAUCUCACAGUUGAUUUACCACACUUUACAGAAUCAGUACCGCUGUUACCUGAUGACGAAUACACGGAAAAAGAAAAGGACAGUAAUUCCAUUCAUCGCAGCAUGAUAAAACGGUUUAACCAACACUCAAUUAUGGUGCUUAAAGCUAGUCACAAGAAUUCAAGCAGUAGUAACAAUAAAUCGACAAAUAACAACAAAGUUGAAAACGGCAUUAAAGAGGCAAAUGGUAUAGACAAGCGAUCAACGGAUGAGAGUGAACCCGUAGACAAAAAAAGGAGGAUAUUAGAAAAAAUUAAAUAUGAAGACUUGGACGAUGAGAAUGACACUAAUCGUGCGCCGGAGUUGAAGUUGUCUAAGGUAGAACGGUAUUUAUUAGGUCCAUCUUCACAAGUAACACAAUCUACUUCAAGUAGCAAUAACCCACCGCCAUUGUCAGCCUUGUCGUCUAUAUGUCAGGCGUGGUCAAACGGUCAGCAAUGCUUGCGUCCAUUUCGUGUAAGUGCUGCGGCGGCAGUAGGGGCUUUGGGAGAACUCAGCCCCGGAGGUGCACUUAUGAGGCAACACCACGCUGCAUCUAUGGCUCAGUUAAUACCAUCGGACAUUAAAUUAGAGUUACACCGAAUAUACUACUCGGGAGGGGAGUUACUCCGGGAACUCUGGCGAUGUUUCCCUCAACCCGGCGCCGGCGCAGAUACAGAGGAUAAUGCGGCGAAGGCAGAAAAAUUCUAUGAAGCGCUACUCCGAUUUAGAAACGUCAAAUUGCGGCCGUUUGAGGAAAAAAUGCUCCGGGAUCUAACACCACUAGCGACAUCUUUAACGCGACAUAUGAACCAAAUGAUAGACGCGGCCUGUUCCAAAUACGCCCUUUGGCAACAAAGACAAGCGAAACUUAGAUAGUACACGCACAAAAUUUUAUUCUGAUACAGGGAUGGUCGCUAUCAACAAUAAAUGCUGAUUCAAUAAAGACUUUCUCUACGAAAAAUUUUGUUUCGAAAGAAAUUUGCAGGUUUUUUUGAAUAUUGCCCACACGUAAGAAAGUAAAAUGGCUCAUGCCAAGUUUUUUAAAAGUAAAUAAAAGUUAACUAAUGAAAUGUCAAAUCUUGUGUUAAAAACGCGAAUUCUUCAGUGGCAGUUGACUUGCAAAUAAAUUAUGUAUGUAUUAUAACUGACAAUAUUUAUUAAAUACAUACUAUCUGUUAGUUCCAAUUUUUUCAUUCGUUACAAAAGUACAAAUCUUUCCUUUCCUCCUUUUCUAUAUUGCAUAAGUUUAAACGAAGUAUAUAAUUGUUUUAAACGGUGUUGAAUUAAAAUUUCAAAAUUUGUUUUUAAACUUACCAACAUUUCAGUAUCACGAAUUGAUUUGACAGUGACAGUGAACGCUUAUGUCAGCUGAUCUGGAAAAUUGACAUGGCGAAUUCUAUUUCUUAGUACAUAUUUCUAUUUAUUGGUACUUUUAACAUUAUUUUUCUAACAGUUGUGUUCCUACGUCAUAGUCAAGAAUUAAUACACAAUUCAUACUUAAGUACUAAGCUUGUUGGAAUAUUUUAAUAUUUGUAAAAGAUUGAACUUGUAAAUAAGUCGACAAUAACUCUUAGAUAUAAGCUGAAGUCAAAAUUUAUUGUUACCAUUGGUUACUAAAUUUAGUUUAACAUCCUUUAAAAGCAUUUUAUUGGUUUUAUCAAGAAUAUUAGGGAUUUGUUUUUUAUCGAAUAUUAAUAGGAAUUUUACAUGUAAUAAUACCUGUUCUAAAAAUAACAAAAAUCUCAAUCUCGUACUAACAGUGCGUUAUAAAUAAGCAUGUUUACUUAAAGAAAUAUAUUUAAAAAAUUCUGUAAUUUGUUCAAUGUUUUGAAAUACCAAAUAUAAAAAACUAAAUGUGUGUGUAUAGUUGUGUAACAGUUAAAACUGCUCAAAUCCCUAAACACUACCUAACUGAUCGUGUGUAAAUAUUUAUUUUUUAAGUAUUUAUAGUUUAUGUUGCUUACUGUAUUCGUGAGAGUUCAAAGUCAAGACUUGCUGUAAAGUACGACUCUUGUAUGUCAACAACGUUUUGGGUUUAAAUAUACGGGAGAAUCUUAAUCUACACUUAUAAAUUACCGAUGAAUAUGUACCCUUAAAACCAUUGAAAAAUAUUAAAUUCAACUUUACAUGUUUACGUAACUGAGUCAUAGAUGGCGUGCAAUGCAUUUAUAAUAUUAAAAUUUACAUAGCAUACAGAAACCUAAAGCGAUCACUUUAUUGUUAUAGAUGUUCUGAAUUUCGUUUUAGUGAGACUGGAAAUGUAUAAAUAAAUUUUUUGUACA
Pieris rapae (cabbage white) is the source of this 3394-nucleotide messenger RNA. RefSeq names its product general transcription factor IIH subunit 1 (gene Tfb1). Gene Ontology annotation, biological process: transcription by RNA polymerase I; nucleotide-excision repair; transcription by RNA polymerase II. The transcript has 11 exons. Bases 300 to 1988 code for a protein of 562 amino acids. Gene Ontology annotation, cellular component: transcription factor TFIIH core complex; transcription factor TFIIH holo complex. The record is from RefSeq and is a predicted model, not a curated record. NCBI's taxonomy places the organism in Eukaryota, Metazoa, Arthropoda, Insecta, Lepidoptera, Pieridae.